Molecule: messenger RNA, 2264 nt
Organism: Globicephala melas (long-finned pilot whale)
Lineage: Eukaryota; Metazoa; Chordata; Mammalia; Artiodactyla; Delphinidae
Gene: SNX24
Product: sorting nexin 24
Molecular function (GO): phosphatidylinositol phosphate binding
Source: RefSeq, a predicted model, not a curated record
CCCGCCUCCUCCGGGCCCAGCUGAUCUCUGCCGCCCUUUGGGCCUGAAACCCAGGAGCCCAGAGCCACACGCCCUCGGCUCCCGGCCCCCGGCUCCGGGCCCGCCCAGAGAGCGGCGGGCUACAGAGUCCCCACGCCCUCGGCUGCCGGCCCUCGGGCUCCCGCCCCUGGCCCGCUCCGCGCACUGUCUGGGUCCCGUGGGCUCCGGGAAGGGAGGUGGGGCGGCUGGGCCGGGGGCGGGGCGGCGGCCGCGGCCGUGAGCCCGCCCCGCGCUCGCCCUCCGCUUGGCCGGCUGGCGCGACCAUGGAGGUCUACAUACCGUCCUUUCGCUACGAGGAGAGUGACCUGGAGCGGGGAUACACGGUGUUUAAGAUAGAAGUGCUAAUGAAUGGAAGAAAACAUUUUGUUGAAAAAAGGUACAGCGAAUUUCAUGCCCUGCACAAAAAGCUUAAGAAAUGUAUUAAAACUCCAGAAAUCCCUUCCAAACAUGUUCGGAACUGGGUCCCAAAAGUCUUGGAACAACGACGACAAGGUUUGGAAACGUAUUUACAGGCUGUCAUUUUAGAAAACGAAGAACUUCCCAAACUGUUCCUUGAUUUCCUAAAUGUGCGACAUUUGCCCUCUCUACCAAAGGCAGAGAGCUGUGGAUCUUUUGACGAGACAGAAUCUGAAGAGUCAAGCAAACUGUCCCACCAGCCGGUGCUGCUGUUCCUCAGGGAUCCAUACGUCUUGCCUGCAGCCAGCGAUUUUCCAAAUGUGGUUAUUGAAGGAGUUCUCCAUGGGAUAUUUUACCCUCAUCUACAGCCCAGGUAGAAAUCCUCCAUGGCUAGAAGAAGCUGAAGCAAGUUUCGAAGUCGUAGUCAAGGAAAUCGAUACCUACCAAAUUAACCUAAACUCUAUGACAUGAUGGCUCUCGCUAGUGGUAAAAUUCACAGCGGCAGCUUAAUUCAGAGCAGGGACAUUUCCAUUAGAAUGGUGCUUUUAAAAAUAGAAACCGAACCAGGGCGGUGCUGAGGUUAAGGCCAAGUGUUUAAGAAGUAGAAUGUAGCUGCCAAUUUAGAAACCCAGGAAAAAGCUAAAGAUCUUUGGGAGCUCCGAGCGUAGCAAAACAGUUACUCUCUGCUUCAGUCACACCGUUUGCUAAUUGGAAAUCUUAUCCCGAAUCAUGGUGAGACUGAUCAACUUUGGUAGCUGUUUUGUUCAGAUUUUAUGACACACUAAUCUUUUCAUCAUGAGAUUUUUCUCAGCCAGUGAUGGGUAACAUUCUGAAGUGCUGGCACCAGGAGAGCAUCACAGAAACACACUGUGCCAAAUGUGAGGAAGGAACUAAACUGGGAAUGAAAUUAUACUGACAAUAUUAGGGCAUUUUUAAAAUCAUGGCAUUUUAAUUUACAUUACAGUGGGGCUGCGUCAUAUCCGGGGGUUAGCUUCUAAUGUCGGCACGUAAGAUAAAAUGGGGUCCCAAGAUUAUCCUUGAAAGCCCUUUAGAAUGGUACCAUAUUGGAAGUCUCCAUCCACGGCAGCCAGUUUUUCCUCCAGUGUUGGAAGAGGUAACUGUUUCUUCCAUUGAAGACCAAUUGAAGUUGUUGGUGUUUAGGGGCUAUUUUGUAGGAAAAAACACAUAACUUUAAACACUAGAAUGAUACUUAGCCUUGCAAGAUGCUUGCCCUCUAAGAGACAGAUAUGAACUUACAGUGACUGAGGGAACACCAGACUGACAACACUCAUCUUGGUUUACUUGAGGGCAUCCAUUCAUUGAAUAGGUGGUAUAUAAUUGCCAGAUUGAUUGUUAUUUUCCUUAUUCCUUAUCGUUUCCUUUUCACUGAUCUCAUGUACUGAAUUAAAUGUGUUUAUGAUAUAACUCCACUGUACAUCUUACAGGCAUUCACAUUUUGAGUAGUAAAGGAUAAAAGCAUAUAUGCAGCCUGUAUAUAUGUGCCACAUUUGGACAUGUCCUUGAAAACCAGUUAAUAGCUAGCCUAUUUAUGGUUAUUAGUUAAUAAGCUUCUGUGUGGGAGAAAAAUAUUUAGAUAUAAAACUAAUAAUUAAAUCAUGGUUUUUGAUUAGGAUCUAAAUAUACAGGUUUAAAGCUUGCUGCAGACUCUUAGAGAUUUAUUUAUGAUAGAUGUGUUACUACAUGCUGGAAAUAAGCAAGAACUAAAUAAUCAAGUGUCAUCAACCAAAAAUGACUGAAUAGUCAAGUGUUGGAGAUAUUUUUUAAAUGUUUUUGUUAUUAGCUAUUUUGAGUUAAAUAAAAAUGAAGAA